AUGAAUAAUCCUCCAUAUCAGCCGUACGGUGGUCCGACACAGCGGAAUGUGCAGCAGCAAGCACAAACUCGACAAGCGGCACCAUUACAUCCCUUUCAUUCGGCCCAAGCAAAUGCGCCGCUCUCGGGCAGUGGCGGCUUAGCCUUCACUCGCAGUGUUAACAGCGGACCACCUUCCGCAGGAAGUUUGAAUCCACCACCUCCACCAAACCAUAUGGGAGGUGGAUCACAUGGCUUCGUGCCGAGCCGCAAUAUAGUGUCCGGUCCCUCGGCUCCACUUUCGCAACAAAGUGGCAGACAUCCAACACCCAUGAGCGGCGGCCCGAGUUAUGGCUCACCAAUAGGAUAUCCAGCUACUGGGCAGCAGCCACCGAUGAUGCAUGGACCACCUGCGGGUUUGACGCCUCCAAUUAGUCAAGGAAUGCGAGGUCCAACCGGAUCCGCAGCCAUACCACCUAACGGACUCACCGAGCAGUUUUCAAACAUGGGUAUCAACAACGGACCACCCGGUAUGAGCACGAAUGGGUUUUCUAGAGGCCCUCCGUCAAUUGGAGCUUCACUGCCACCUAUGGGCGGAAGCAUGGCACCUCCUGCCAAUGAUUAA
Molecule: messenger RNA, 603 nt
Organism: Plasmopara halstedii
Lineage: Eukaryota; Oomycota; Peronosporomycetes; Peronosporales; Peronosporaceae
Product: protein transporter sec24
Exons: 2
Coding region: 1-603 (200 amino acids)
Source: RefSeq, a predicted model, not a curated record